Molecule: messenger RNA, 693 nt
Organism: Parnassius mnemosyne (clouded apollo)
Lineage: Eukaryota; Metazoa; Arthropoda; Insecta; Lepidoptera; Papilionidae
Source: the annotation of a GenBank genome assembly
AUGUCUAAAGUAACAUCCAUGACGAAUGCAGUUCGUGCAGUUAAUAAAAGGCCUUUUAGAGUGUCUAUAGAAGGGAAUAUUGGCUCAGGAAAAUCAACUUGCAUCAAAUAUUUUGAUAAAUAUCACAACGUUGAAAAGCAUGCUGAACCAAUACAAGAGUGGAGAAAUGUCAGUGGUCACAACCUACUGGGGCUUCUCUACAGUGAUAUGAACGAGUGGAGUUUUGCCUUCCAACAUUAUGUUCAUCUCAGCCGACUGAAGAUACAGACCAGCCCACCUUCAAAUCCUGACAUCACAGUUAAGAUGUUUGAAAGAUCAGUACAAAAUAGUAGGCAUUGCUUUGUGGAAAAUGCCAAGAAACAGAACUUUCUUCAGGAUUCUGAAUAUGAAGUUCUCGCCAAAUGGUUUGAUUACACUGAGAAGACACUUGACAUCAGUUUAGAUCUUAUAGUAUAUUUAAGGACCACACCCCAAGUGGUAUGGGAGCGCAUGAUGAAACGCGGCAGAGCUGAAGAAUCUGAAGUUCCUUUGGAUUAUUUACAACAGGUCCAUGACUCAUAUGAAAAUUGGCUGAAUUCUCCCGACGUAGGUUGCGAAGUGUUAACUAUAGAUGCUGACAGAAGUAUAGACUGUGUUAAGGAUGAUUUAGAACGGUAUUCUUACAAAAUAUUAGGCGGUAAUCAUACAAAUUAA